Molecule: messenger RNA, 2741 nt
Organism: Drosophila willistoni
Lineage: Eukaryota; Metazoa; Arthropoda; Insecta; Diptera; Drosophilidae
Gene: Nhe3
Product: sodium/hydrogen exchanger 6
Exons: 14
Coding region: 201-2426 (741 amino acids)
Biological process (GO): regulation of pH; proton transmembrane transport; sodium ion transport
Cellular component (GO): membrane; recycling endosome
Molecular function (GO): sodium:proton antiporter activity
Source: RefSeq, a predicted model, not a curated record
UAAUACAAAAAGAAAACUAAACAAUUAAAUUGAAAAGAAGCUUUAAGUUUGAUUGCGGGCCGUACCAGCCCUGCAACAAACAGCAACAGCACUCACUCAGUGCAAGUUGUGUGCGCGGAAUCAAUUACAAAAUCGAUUUCCCAGGCCCUCCCCCCAACACAGAGCGACCAGACAGCUGUGACAUAUAGAAAAUAGAAACAAUGGCAGCCAGUUCAUCAAAAGCACACACAUGCCGGCCACAGGAACGCUGGAAAAUUGCUCUUAUAACAGGAGUAGUGCUUAUUGGACUAAUCUGCCAUCAAGGAUGUGAGGCAACGGAUACGGAUAUUGCUCUAGAUGCCAAGGCCACCUUGAAUCAUCGUAUCCAGAGUCUGGAUCUUUUGGUUUUUGUUUUCCUUUUGGCCCUCACUGUGUUAACAAUUUGGCUAUUCAAGCAUCAUCGUGUAUCCUGGUUACAUGAGACGGGAUUGGCUGUCAUUUAUGGUUUAAUCGUGGGCGCCAUAAUGCGAUAUGCCGGCUCUUCUACCCCUCUGGUACAUAUGCAGGUGGAACCUGAAGGUAAUCCCACAUAUACCGAUAAAUUGCCACCCGACACGCUAUGGUUUAAGUAUCCUGUUAAUCAAACGAAUACAACCAAGCUACCGGAAGGAAUUAAGACGUAUGCGUAUGUGUUUCGUGGACAAGUUCAUGAUGUGGAUGAAAAUGAAAUUGAUUUGAAAGCCACAUUCGAUCCGGAAGUGUUUUUCAAUAUUAUUUUGCCGCCAAUUAUCUUUUAUGCUGGCUAUAGUUUAAAAAAGAAAUACUUUUUUCGCAAUUUGGGUGCCAUUUUGACAUUUGCCAUUGUGGGUACCACAUUGUCAGCCUUUCUAAUUGGCGGCGUUAUGUAUGGCUGUGCGAAAUUGAUGCCAAAAUAUUUAAGCAGCAGUUUAUCCUUUCUGGAUACAUUGUAUUUUGGUGCAUUAAUAUCACCCACAGAUCCAUUAACAAUUUUAGCCAUAUUCAAUGAUCUGCGUGUGGAUGUUAAUCUUUAUGCAUUGGUCUUGGGUGAAUCUGUAUUAAACGAUGCUGUGGCUAUUGUACUUAGCGGGGCCAUACAAAACUAUGGAGAACAUUAUUCAAAUACGGGCGAAUUCGAAACCACUGCGUUUUUACGUUCAAUGAGUGAUUUCUUUUCCAUAUUCUUCCUAUCCCUUUUGAUAGGCGCCGCCAUGGGCUGUUUUACAGCAUUGUUGACCAAGUUUACGCGUGUACGUGAUUUUCCUUUACUAGAAUCGGCCCUAUUUGUCCUUAUGAGCUAUAGCACAUUUUUGUUGGCCGAGGCCACUGAAUUAACCGGCGUUGUGGCUGUUUUAUUCUGUGGCAUUUGUCAGGCUCAUUAUACGUAUAACAAUUUGUCCGAGGAUUCAAGGCAACGCACUAAACAAAUAUUUGAGCUCUUGAACUUUUUGGCUGAGAAUUUCAUCUUCUCAUAUAUUGGAGUGUCCAUGUUUACGUUCCCUAAACAUCAUUUUGAUGCCGGGUUCAUUAUAACAGCCUUUAUCUGCGCCGCUUUGGGCCGAGCUGUCAAUGUUUAUCCUUUGUCUUGGCUCUUAAAUAUUAAACGCAAACCAAAAAUAUCAACAAAUUUUCAACAUAUGCUUUUCUUUGCUGGUUUGCGUGGUGCCAUGUCAUUUGCUUUAGCGAUCCGGAACACUGUGUCGGAUGCACGUCAAACUAUGUUAACCGCGACAUCGCUGAUUGUCAUCUUCACGGUUAUUAUACAGGGUGGGGCAGCUAAUUUUUUGCUCAAUUGGUUAAACAUACCUGUGGGCGUCGAUGAUGAGACUGAACAAUUAAAUAACUAUCAAGUACAUAGUGUAUACAAUUCCAUGGAUAAUUCACAUCAGCCUCCGUCUGAUGGUUAUUUGCAGGAUAUGGAAGGUGGACGCGGCAAGACGCGCAUUUCGGGUGGAGGAACUGAUGGGAUUUUGGAUACACCAAUUGAGGGGGCAAAUGGUAGCCUAAGCAAUGGAGCCACUGGCAGUCAUCAUCAUCGUCGUAAUAGCCAUGAGAAGGCCAUAUUGGCCAGAAUUUGGGGCAACUUUGAUACCAAGUUUAUGAAACCAUUGCUGACACAUUCGCGGCCAACAUUGUUGGAAACUUUGCCCAAUUGUUGCAAUCCCAUAGCCCGAUUGCUUACAACAACACAGCAGCUGACACAGGAUGGCGGUGAAUUUAGACGUGUGGAUUCUGAUUCCGACAUUUGCAUAGACAAUGAUUCGGUUAACGGUCUUACAAGUCAAACACCCGGCGGACCAGGACCAGCUGGUGGUGGCCAGGCGCCUGGUCGUCGCAACUCCUUAAGUCGCAUGGAAAUUAUGGAACAUGUGCAAAGUCCGGUGUCAACAAGAAUUCGUCUGUUGGGAUUUUAUGGCAAAAAGUUAUAAAUUACAAGUUACUACUACUAUAUUAUGAGAAAAAAAAAACAAAAUUGUAAUUUAUUGAGUAAUUUGCUUCUUCAAUAAUUGUACGAGGGCGGUCCGAUAAGUACUUAGUCUACAAAUGAGAAACGAAUAUUUUGGAUUUGACUGAAAUUUUGAAGUUAGUCUACAAAAAGGUUAUUCACGAUAAUAGAUUCGUUAUGCUGCGACGAGGCUAAAUACUUAUCGAACCACCGUCGUAUACAUGUUUAUGGUCUUUCAAUAUUUAUUUAAAAAUUCUUAACAGUAUAUUGUACGAAUAGAAAGGCAAAAAAGUCCUUU